AUGGGUUUAAAGUUGCUUUAAAUUUUGAGUGAAAAUAAUUAUGAGAUUUAUUAUAUUAAUAGAGGGAAAAAAUAUUGGAAUAAUUAAGUUAAAAAAAUUAAAAAUGCAACUCAUAUAUUCGGAAAUAGAAACGAAAAAAAAGAAUAUACUAAAUUAAUAAAAUAUGUAAGUGAAAAGGCAGGAAUAACAAAUUCAUCUAAUAUUAAAUGGAGUGCUGUAUAUGAUUUUUGCGGUUAUAAAUAUAGCGAAGUUUAAUGUACAUAUGAAGCAUUAAAAGGAUUAAUUGAUAUAUAUGUAUUUAUAUCUACUGAUUCUAUAUAUGAUGCUUGUGACAAAAAAAUUAGGUAGUCUAAUUUAUAGACAUAAUAAAUAUUAAUAAAAAUUUAUUUAAAUAGAAAUGGUAAUUAAUUUAUUAAGGAAUAACAUGCACAUAAGUUAAAAUGUGAAGAAUUUCUUUAUCACUAUACUUAAAAAGAUAUUUUUCCAUUUGUAAUUUUAAGACUUCCUGAUGUCAUAGGUCCUUUUGAUGAUACUGGAAGAUUUUGGGCAUAUAUAAAAUGGAUAUAAAAAAGUUAAGAUUAUCCAAUAUAUAUUGAUGAUGAAUGUAAAAACACAAAAAUAAGUUUUGUUUUUAGCGAAGAUGUUGCUUUAUUGUGUUUGAAACUUAUAGAUAUGAAUAAAAGGGAUAUAUCAUAUAAUAGUUACAAUAUAGCGUUUAAAGAAAACAUUACUUUAAAAUAAUUUUUUAUAAAAAUUGUAUUUUUUUAUAAUAUUGAUUAUAUAUAUUUAUUUUUAUAUUUAGCAAUAUCUUUUGAAUGUUAGUAAUUUAAAUUUAAAAGAUAAAGAUAGUGCCUCUAAAUUUUAUCCAUCAGUUGA
Messenger RNA from Ichthyophthirius multifiliis, 876 nucleotides. Its product is annotated as nad dependent epimerase, putative. The record is from RefSeq and is a predicted model, not a curated record. The transcript has 4 exons. Lineage: Eukaryota; Ciliophora; Oligohymenophorea; Hymenostomatida.